AUGGACUCAUCAGGGUCAGUCACCUCAAAUGCGCUGGUACGCAAGCGGACAGAUACAGACUUGAUGCCCCCGCCUCCUCAAGCCAAAAAGAUAAAACGACCCAAGAAGGUACUUGACGAAGACACCUACACAGAAGCACUGUCGCAAAUCAUCGCCCGGGACUUCUUUCCAGGACUCCUUCAAACUGAGAUACAGCAAGAGUAUCUAGAUGCACUGGAGUCAAAGGAUGCUGCUUGGAUCUCAAGUGCGGGCCGAAGACUCCAGCAUGUUAUGACGCCAGGACGCCGAAAUGCACCUCUCUCGUCACAGCCGAAUUCCUUCACUUCUGGUGACAGGACACCUUCAACAUAUGGCGGUGAUACGCCAGCUUCAGUUACCUCUCAUGUUCCGGAUACUCAACCACGGCUAGGAGCCAACAUGAGCCUAACAAAAUUUCAAGAUACUUACACAAGUGAGGAUAAUGAAAGCUUUUACAAGCUCGUCGACAAACAGAAUCAGAAAAAGGCGGACAAAUAUGCCUGGCUUUGGCGCGGUAACAAACUGCCGUCAAAGCAAAUGAUCAAACAGAAAGAGGUUGAGGAUCGACUGAGCCAAACCCGAAGCCUCAUAGAUGACGGAUUCAAGAAGGAUUUGUUGGCCAUCAAGGACAAAGACGACCGACCAGCUCGCCCUGAUUCCUGGAAUGCCAACCCUCGAAACAGUUUGAUGUUUAGACCUGACGGGUUAGACGAUGGUGUCCUCACCGUUUCUCAGAAGGCCGAAGAAUCCUCAAGGAUGGCUCCAAAGUCAAUAGUUUACGAGAACACGAGAAUGCCACAACCGCGCAUUACACCAAGACCGUCAUCUCCAACCAUGUCAGCGGUGCGAGACGCCAUUGCCGGCAAGCCUCGGAAAGAUGACCGAGACUCUAGCAUCGUUAGCGGAAACGAGACACCAAGAGUUAAUGGAUAUGCUUUUGUGGACGACGAGGAUGAUGAAGAGGAGCCAGUCCUUCCUGCUCCUAUCAUCAACCUAGGCCCGGGAGAUGCAGCUCCAAACCCUUUCCGCUUGCAAGAGCAACGCGACAGAGAAAGUCUACACGAACGCAUGGUGGAGAGGAUAUCUCAGUCGAAGAAGGAAUCUUCAAGGAAUGGACUUACAGGGAGAGUUGACAAGACGCCGGUUCCAAAAUUUCCUAGUAGUCCUCGGGUCAAUGGUGGACUUACACCUGCAGCACAAAGGCUUUGGAGUAAGCUCUCAGACAAGGUCAUUUACAAGGAACCCGACCUUGGAACGACCAACCCACCAAACCGAGCUGGCAGCCAACGCCAGCAAGCCAGACAAUAUCAAUCACCUCCAUUCAAUGUGCUUCUGGCCCAAGUAGGCCGCCUAAGCCCGAUGAGGUUCGUCGACUUCGCCAUCGACCUUGCGGCAGUGCUCAAUGCCUCUCGGGGUGUCGCCGCUAAGCAUGUCGCGCUCCGAGGUCGUCAGAUCGAUACCUACAGUCGAACUUCGAGCGUUGCCGCGGCAUUGAGGAAGCGAAAUGCUCAAAGGGGCUCACCGCCGGGAGAGAAAGCACAAAAUGCUACGGCGGCAAGCGAUGAGGUCGUAUACGAGCAAGCUGCACCGGCAGCACGAGAGACGAAACCUAUAGUCGAGACUCCGAAACAAAAUGCUCCGCCUGAUGUGACGAGAGCAGAAAGAGCACCCUUCAGUAGUCCGAUACCAAGUUUCAGGCCGAGCCUACAGCAACAGGCUACAUCGGAACCGGCGAAAGAGGAUGACCUUGAUCUACCGCCUGGAAUCGACGUCAAUAUUUUCCAUACCGCGAGAGGUUCCAAAGUCCUCGACUCUCUACGAAAGCAAGGUCGGCCUGGAGCACCUCCUGCACGCCCCGGAGUUGGGGGUCCUGUGAAGCCACAUCCCAUGCGAGACUGGCCUCCGCGCCCACCACCCCUCGAAGAGAGCUAUGAAGAGGAGACCGUAAAACCUCAAGAGCCAGUAUUCAAGCCAGUGGAGCCCGUAGAGCCUGUAGAGCCAGCCAAGAAAGAGCCCCUUGUUGAGAAGUUUGUGCAGAAGGAACAGUUGGAGGAGAAGCCCAUUGAGAAGAAACCGGUGGAGGAAAGCUCCGUGUCUGAACCAGAAAAGGCCACUCCGUUAGCCCCUACAACCGACAAAAAGAUCGACGGGGGUGUCAUUCAAGCUGCCAGAGAGGUUGCUGGGGAGACAAUAACGCCCUCAGAGACACCCUAUGCUUUACGAGAAUCCAAGGUCCCAUCGUCUCGUAUCAGCCGAAUUUGGAACUAUAGUGGUCUUGCAGCAGGUAUGUUGGGAGGCGCCAUGACCGAAGGCUUCAGCCGAGCCUUUGGCGGUGGUGGCGAGGGAUCUGUCCUCCUGAGCGAGAAGAACAUGGAGCGUUUGGUUGCAAAGCUCUCGCGAAUGCGUGGUGCUGCUUUGAAGCUUGGCCAGAUGAUGAGUUUCCAGGACACCAAGAUGCUCCCUGCGCCCAUUCAACAGGUGCUCCAGCGUGUCCAGGAUCGCGCUGAUUACAUGCCUGCCUGGCAGCGCGAUCGCGUGUUAGUAGCAAACCUCGGUCCUGAGUGGAGAGAGCUCUUCAGCAAUUUCGAGGAGAAGCCUAUCGCUGCUGCUUCUAUCGGACAGGUUCACAAGGCCAUAUUAAAGAACGGCAAACGAGUCGCUGUCAAGAUCCAGUUCCCUGGUGUCGCUGACUCGAUCAACUCGGAUCUCGACAACCUGAGCAUUCUCCUCACAGCUACCAAGCUACUCCCUAAGGGUUUGUACCUCAACAAAACCAUCGACAAUGCGCGAUUGGAGCUUGGUUGGGAAUGCGACUAUGAGCGAGAGCUUCAGUGCGCUCAACGCUAUAGGGAGCUUCUCGGAUCAAGCGAGAAGGAUGUUUUUAUGGUGCCAAAUGUUUAUCCCGAGGCAUCGGGUAAGCAAGUACUGACCAUGGACUUCAUGGACGGUAUCGGCGUGACUCGCAUCACCUCUUUUACCCAGGAGCAACGCGACUGGAUCGGCACCCAGAUUCUUCGACUCUGUCUCCGUGAGAUCACAGAGUUUCGCUUUAUGCAGACGGAUCCAAACUGGACAAACUUUCUCUACAACGCGGAUGUCAACAAGCUCGAGCUGCUCGACUUUGGCGCAUCUCGUGAAUAUCCUGAUGAGUUUGUCACACAAUAUGUGCAGCUUCUCGCUGCGGCCUCUCGAUCCGACAAGGCCGCUGUCAAGGAGUUGUCAGAGAGCUUGGGUUACCUGACAGGUCAUGAGAGUCGCACCAUGGUUGAAGCACACACAAAGUCUGUUCUUACACUUGCGGAGCCUUUCCUUGCCAACGCACCCGAUAUUUACGACUUCAAAGACCAGACCAUCACAGAGCGUGUCAAGGCUCUCAUCCCUGUCAUGCUCCACGAGCGACUCGCACCUCCACCAGAAGAGACAUACAGUCUGCACCGAAAGCUCAGCGGUGCGUUCCUCCUGUGUGCCAAAUUGGGUAGCAAGGUCCCUUGCAAGUCCAUGUUUGAGGAUGCGCUUGCCAAGGGGGGAUAUAUAAGUUAUGCCGCUAUCGCAAGCUUCUACCCCGCGCGAACACAUAAACUGAAGGCCCACCUCGAUCUCUUCAUACUAGUCAUCAACCUUCACUUCCCUCGAAAGCAAUUCCCUGGACAUCUUCAGUUCAAGAUGGCGGACCUGAUCACUUUGGCGACAUGUUCUCUCAAUCAGUGGGUGUUGGAUUGGGAGGGUAACUUGAAGAGAAUUCGCAAGAGUAUCAUUCUCGCCAAGGAAGCUGGAGCUACGCUUAGAACGGGCCCUGAGCUCGAGAUUACAGGCUAUGGUUGUCUCGACCAUUUCCUUGAGGCUGAUGUUUACGAGCAUUCCUUGGAGUCACUCCUCGCAAUCUUGACUGACACCGAACUCCAUGGCAUUCUCAUCGACGUUGGUCUUCCUCUCAUGCACAGAGGCUGUCGAUACAACUGCCGUGCUAUUAUCUUGGAUGGGAAACUGCUCUGCCUUCGCCCCAAAAUCUAUCUUGCCAACGAUGGAAACUUCAGGGAGAACCGAUUCUUCACUCCUUGGAACAGGCCGAGAUAUGUUGAGAAGUUCAAUCUUCCUCCUGCUCUUCAGAAGCACCAGGGCGUUCGACAAGUUCCCAUCGGUGAUGUUGUUCUGUCCCUCAAUGAUACAACUGUCGCCGCCGAGACAUGCGAGGAGCUCUUUACCCCCCAGGCACCUCACAUUAACAUGGCUCUGAACGGCGUGGAAAUCUUCACCAACUCCUCCGGCUCUCAUCACACACUAAGAAAGCUUGAUGAGCGUAUUGCUCUAAUUUCUGAAGCCACUCGCAAGAGUGGUGGUGUAUACCUUUAUGCAAAUCAGUCUGGCUCUGAUGGAGACAGGCUUCUCUACGAUGGUGCAUCUCUCAUCAUGGUCAAUGGCUCGAUCGUGGCUCAAGGCUCCCAGUUCAGCUUGGACGAUGUCGAAGUUGUUACCGCGACGGUUGAUCUCGAGGAAGUCCGCGCUUAUAGAUUCGCACCAUCUCGCAACUUUCAGGCUGUGCAAGCACCUGUGUAUGAGAGAAUCGAGGUUGAUUUCAGCCUGGGCCAUGAGGACCUUGACCUCCUUCGUACCCCUACAGCUCCUCAACCAGCCCGUUAUCAUGUCCCUGAGGAAGAAAUUGCUCUUGGCCCAGCUUGCUGGCUUUGGGAUUACCUCCGUAGAAGCAGGGCAUCUGGUUAUUUGGUCCCCCUCUCAGGAGGUAUCGACUCCUGUGCAACCGCUACCAUUGUAUUCAGCAUGUGCAGACUCGUCGUUGAGGCUAUCAAGGCUGGUAACGAGGAGGUCAUCGAAGACGUCAAGAGAAUUGCUGUGUUUUCGGAGAAGCUCCCCGAAACCCCCGAGGAGUUCUGCAACCAGAUCUUCCACACGGUGUACAUGGGUAUGGAGAAGCAGAGCAGCAAGGAAACUCGACAGCGUGCCAAGGAUCUUGCCGAGCGUAUCGGUAGUUACCACACUGACAUGAACAUUGACGAUACCUUCCACGCUACCAAGAACUUGCUCACUCAAGGCACGGGGUUCGAGCCUAAAUUCAAGGUUCAUGGUGGAUCAGCGACUGAAAACUUGGCCCUUCAGAAUAUCCAGGCACGCAGCCGCAUGGUCAUCGCCUAUUACUACGCUCAGAUGCUACCAACAGUUCGGCAGCGACCAGGAGGAGGCAGCCUGCUUGUUCUAGGAUCCAGCAACGUUGACGAAUGUCUCCGAGGAUACCUCACCAAGUACGAUUGUUCUUCCGCCGAUCUCAACCCUAUCGGUGCUAUUAGCAAAAGGGAUCUCAAGAGUUUUAUUUCAUGGGCGGCCAAGAACUUCGACAUGCCGAUUUUGGAAGAGUUCAUUCAUGCUACACCCACGGCUGAGCUAGAGCCUAUCACUGAAAAUUAUGUUCAGUCAGACGAGGUUGAUAUGGGCAUGACCUAUGACGAAUUAGCUCGUUUUGGACGACUACGUAAAGAGAGCAAGUUAGGGCCCUACGGCAUGUUCCUACGACUUGUCGAAGAAUGGGGCGGAGAGGGCAAACUGACUCCACGAGAAAUCGCCACCAAGGUGAAGCGUUUCUACCACUUCCAUUAUAUCAACCGUCACAAACAAGCUGUGGCAACCCCAGCUGUUCAUGUGGAAAAUUACUCGCCCGACGACCACAGAUUUGACCUUCGUCCUUUGUUCUACCCACCUGCCUUCCAAGGCUGGUCCUUCCAGAAGAUUGAUAAGCGGGUUGACGCUCUGGAAAAGGUUCUGGAGAAGAAGAAGGCUGCAAGUGCCUCCACAUAG
Fusarium tjaetaba is the source of this 5823-nucleotide messenger RNA. RefSeq names its product atypical ABC1 ABC1-A kinase. The coding region runs from base 1 to 5823 and encodes 1940 amino acids. The transcript has 18 exons. Gene Ontology annotation, cellular component: cytoplasm. Gene Ontology annotation, biological process: NAD+ biosynthetic process. Gene Ontology annotation, molecular function: ATP binding; glutaminase activity; NAD+ synthase (glutamine-hydrolyzing) activity. Lineage: Eukaryota; Fungi; Ascomycota; Sordariomycetes; Hypocreales; Nectriaceae. The record is from RefSeq and is a predicted model, not a curated record.